Cryphonectria parasitica EP155 is the source of this 708-nucleotide messenger RNA. RefSeq lists its product as uncharacterized. Lineage: Eukaryota; Fungi; Ascomycota; Sordariomycetes; Diaporthales; Cryphonectriaceae. Gene Ontology annotation, biological process: pyridoxal 5'-phosphate biosynthetic process; pyridoxine metabolic process. Bases 1 to 708 code for a protein of 235 amino acids. Gene Ontology annotation, molecular function: glutaminase activity. The record is from RefSeq and is a predicted model, not a curated record. Gene Ontology annotation, cellular component: cytosol; glutaminase complex. The transcript is spliced from 3 exons.
AUGGCCGUCACUAUCGGCGUUCUAGCCCUUCAAGGGGGUUUUCUCGAACAUCUAUCACUCCUCCAGAGAUCAGCACAGCACCUUGCGAGCUCACCAGAAUAUGCAAAGAAAUUCACCUUUGAGCUCAUCGAGGUCAGGAACCCUCAAGACCUUGCAAAAUGCGAUGCCCUCGUCAUCCCUGGCGGUGAGAGCACAACUAUUGCCCUCAUUGCAGCACAAUCCGGGCUCCUCGAGCCCUUGAGAGAAUUUGUCAAGACCUCUCAGAAGCCAACCUGGGGCACAUGUGCAGGGCUCAUCCUACUCGCAGAGCAAGCGAAUGCUACCAAGAAGGGGGGCCAGGAGCUCAUUGGCGGCCUGGACGUCAGGGUACACCGGAACCACUUUGGUCGACAGAUCGAGAGCUUUGUGGCCGACGUCCAGCUUCCCUUUCUGGCGCAGUCGGGGGUUCUCUCUGAGGCGGAUUGCACGGCUCCCUUCCCGGGGGUCUUCAUCCGGGCGCCUAUCGUGGAGGAGCUGCUGGUCAGCAUGCAGCAGGAGGAGAAGGCGACGGCGGCGGCGAUAAAUUCGCUCGAGGUGCAUGGAGGUGACCUCAACAACAUUGUUGCUGUCAGACAGGGCAAUAUCAUGGGGACCAGCUUCCACCCGGAGCUGACGGAUGAUAUUCGCAUACAUGUCUGGUGGCUCGAGCAAGUGUUGAAGACACUAUGA